Periophthalmus magnuspinnatus is the source of this 4523-nucleotide messenger RNA. Its product is annotated as junction-mediating and -regulatory protein-like. Gene Ontology annotation, molecular function: actin binding; Arp2/3 complex binding; transcription coactivator activity. Lineage: Eukaryota; Metazoa; Chordata; Actinopteri; Gobiiformes; Gobiidae. Bases 549 to 3062 code for a protein of 837 amino acids. The record is from RefSeq and is a predicted model, not a curated record. The transcript has 10 exons. Gene Ontology annotation, biological process: 'de novo' actin filament nucleation; intrinsic apoptotic signaling pathway by p53 class mediator; positive regulation of apoptotic process. Gene Ontology annotation, cellular component: nucleus; cytoplasm.
UCGUCUUGCAGCUCGAGCCAAAUGAGGAGUUGAACAUCGCGUUUGUUUUUAUCCAGAGAAGUUCCUUUACCCUCUCUGCGGACGGAACACUAGGGAAAAUACACCUUUGGGUUCUUAUUUUGAGCUCUUUGAAGUAUAUUGGAGGCAGCUUUGCUUUGGACCAGACGUGAUAAUGCUGCUGUUCUGCUGUGAUGCCUGUAGAAGUCUGGGCCGCCGCGGUGCACCACUGGGUUUGGUAUUCGCACUGUCGCAUUGCCAAGAGAAAUGUAAAAGCUAACUAACUGAAGAGCAAACACUGGCAUGGUAUUUGAGGCGUCAUUUUUGUUUUUUGAGCCAAAAAACGGGAUGAUACCACUCCGUUCAGCUUUCAUCCAGAGCAUCCAAACAUGACCCUGACUCUGCGUUUGCCUCUGUCCUAACACUGAUCUAACACUGAUCUAACACUCUGUCCUAACACUCAGAUCUAACACCGUCACAUAUGACUCAACUCUGUGCGCACUCACAUGAAGUUUUGACGUAGGUUUAGCGCAAAGUGCCUGUUUCCAGAGAUGUCUUUCACCAUGGAGGAUCAUUUGGAGUCUGGGUGGGUAGCAGUUCGACCAAAUGUGUUUGAAGAAAAGGAAAAACAUAAAUUCGCUUUUAUUGUGGCCUGGAACGAGGUGGAGGGGAAAUUUGCCAUCACUUGUCACAACAGGACGGUGCAGAGAAGGAGCUUGAUCAAAGAUUCAGAAUCUCACAUCAGGAUCACGGCCAAAGAGGAAACGAAAGGAUGCUCCAAGCUCUCAUCAGCCCCUGCGACACCGCCGAGCCCCGUUAAAGUUCAGAGUGAGGACGAUACCAGUCUGAGCCCGGAUGUUGAGGUGCUUCACGAGCUGUCCCCUGGAUCGGACAGUCCAGAGUUGGAGGAGACCCUGCGCGCGGAGGACUGCAGCUGGGCAGGACUCUUCUCUUUCCAAGACCUCCGAGCCGUGCACCAGCAGCUCUGCUCCGUCAACUCCACCCUAGAGCCGUACCUCCCGGGGUUCCCGGAGGAACCCGCGGGAAUGUGGAGCGUGCUCUUCGGCCCCACUGAGGUGUCCCAAACAGAGAUGGAAGAGCUGUGCUUCAGUCUGCACCAGUACCUCGGCCACGCGCUGGACACGUGUGGGUGGAAGAUCUUGUCGCAGGUGCUGUUCACGGAAAACGACGACACGGAUGAGUACUACGAGAGCCUGAGUGAGCUCAGACAGUCUGGAUAUGAAGAGGCUUUGCACCGGGCCUCCAGACAUCUGACGGAGCUGUUGGAGAGGCAUGGGAGCACGGACAGCAUGGUCGACCUGCUGGACUUGUAUGAGCAGGAGGACCAGGCGUUUGGGGGUUUACUGGAGGCCUCCACUCAGCUGUACCAGUACCUCCUGCAGCCAUUCAGAGACAUGAGGGAGCUAGCGAUGCUACGCAGACAACAGAUCAAGAUUUCUUUGGCAAAUGAUUAUUUGGGACCACGGAGAAUUGAAGCCCUUAAAAAGGAGGACUGUGACUGGCAGAAGAAGGCUCAGGAGGCUGUCCUAAACAUCCAGGACUUCACUGUUAAAUACUUUGAGAUCACUGCCAGGGCUCAGAAAGGAGUUUAUGAGCGAAUGAAGUCAGACCAGCGUAAAUUUGGUAAAGCCUCGUGGACAACAGCAGUGACGCGCAUGGAAAGACUACGUUAUUCUGUAGCUAAAGAAACUCUUCAACUACAGAGAGCCAAAGAGAUCUCUUUGGAGCAGAGGAAACAUGCACUGAAAGAAGAGAUGCAGAGCCUUUGCAGCAGUGAGGAUGCAAUGGCCCUUUUAGACCACAUGGAAAGGCAGUAUUAUGAACUCCAACUGCAGCUGUAUGACAUCCAGGCUGAAAUCCUCCAGUGUGAAGAGCUGCUCCUCACUGCUCAGCUGGAGAGCAUCCGGAGGCAGAUGGCAGAGCAUCAGAAUGAAGUGGUCUACUAUGACACCUUUGAAAGUGCAGAUGAUAUAACAGAAGUUGACACUGAAGUGAAGGCGGUGAUAAGAAGACUACAGGACAGUGCUCGGCAGCUUGAGACCAGAAGAGGGCGCAUCACUGCGAAGCGUUCUUAUCUUAGAAACAAAAGGGAUAUUUGUAUGUUUAAUCACAAGGAGAAGCAACAGGGACUUCAAAAAACUCUUAUGCCUCAAAAGAUAAGAAACAAGGAAGUGGAAGAUGACGAGAGGAAAAACUGCAGAGUAAGUCAGGAAAGACAAAAAACACUGGACAGAUUACGAACUUUUAAACAGAGGUAUCCAGGUCAGGUCAUUCUGAAGUCGACUCGGCUGCGUGUUUCUCACAGCAGAAGAAGAGAUAGAGGAAGGAUAGAGAGUAGUAAAGACGAAGCAGAACCGCUGUACCAGAGCACCAGUGUUCAGACAGACCCCAGCCCUACACUGACCACUCAGCCAGUCUCAUCGCUCACCACAUGUCUCCCGCUGGUCCCCGUUCCCUGCUCUGUGGAUUCAUCCUGCUCCCCCUGCUCUCUGUCCUCCCUACUGGCGUCUCCCAUCUCUGUUCCACCUCCGCCCCCGCCCCCCCCUCCACCUGCCAAAGACGAGACCUCUUCAUCACCUAGCCCAGGCCUGAGAGAGAAGAGUACUCAUAGUGACACAGAAGACUCUUCCCUAUCCCCCAUUGGCCCCUUUGUACCACGAUUCUUUGACAGUAGCCAGUUGGUCAGUGCACGAAAAAAGCUCAGGAAGACAGAGUUUGAAACCCAGAGCAGAAGAGUAAGCUCACCAAUGGAUGAAGUCCUAGCCUCUUUAAAAAGAGGCAGCUUUCACCUAAAGAAGGUUGAUCAACGAUCCAUGCCUCCAGCAAAGUCUGAUGAUGAUGCAAACAGCAUCUUGGCCCAGAUUCGUAAAGGGGUCAAACUGAGGCGUGUCCCGCAGAAAGACAGAAAGGAUCAGGCAGAGUUAGCUGCUCCCACGGAUCCUCUCACCAAAAGCAUCCACGAUGCACUGCGGCGCAUCAAAGAGGCCUCACCAGAGUCGGACAGCGAUGAUGAAGGACCUAUGGGCCCUGAAUGGGAAAGUUAAGGAUCACAAGCCACAAUCACCAGAUCACUGGUACUGCACACUGUAGCUGUCACUAAAGCACAUGCAGAGCCUAUAUGGUGUUUACACGUGUUUUUCUUUCACCAUUAUACCAUUAACAACAUACGCACCAAUGUGUUUUAAACAAUAUGUUCUUCAACAUAAAGAAAUCUGUGUGGUACGUAACACUGAUGUGAAGCCUCAUUUAAAGUAACAACUACGCUCAUGGAAGGGGUGAAUAAAAGGCACCAGUUACCGUAUUUAAUAUAGUAUAUUAGAUUUUUACAUUUGCAGUGACUAGUCACUAUGUCUUCUAUAGUAUUUCUUCUAAUAACCAAAAUUCACAUCUGUUUUAUUCUGAUAUUUGGUUAAGUUGAAGGCUGACAGACAGUGGUGGUCCAUAAAGACAUUGUAGGGGCUUUAAAUCUCAUUUAAAGCUGAUUAAUACCAAUGCCCUUCCCCCCACUGUCCUCUGGUGGCCUUCAGCUGCCCCAGCUCUCACGUCUGGUGUGUGUGAGGGGUGAAUAUUUAUUGACCUGUCUGUUCGACCGUAGCAUAUGGUCAAGGCAAUGGGAGAUAUGGAUCGUCACAAUGGGUUAAGUAUCUGAUGCCACAUGUAACAACUCCUCUGACUGAAGUGGAGGAGCUAAAGAGGAGGCUAAAGUGCAACUGCCAGUGCAUGAGCCAAAAUGUCAAGGACGUGUCGGUGUUUCCUGAACCACAUUUGCUGGUGGGAUAGUCACGGCAGACCCGUGGAGACAGUCACGCUUGUUUGAAUGAUGAAUCGUAUGAGGGAGCUUAGACUCUGAGCUCUGGGGGGUGUGUGGGGUGUGGAGCAGGCGGCAGUGAUUGAUGCGAUUUCGUUUGCCAUCUUAUUCACUUUGCCUCUUCAGUUAUAUGUUUCCUAAUGCCUCCCAGUGCUCUGUGGGUAGAUGCACACAGUGGGAGGUUUGCUACUCAGAGUCCUACGAGUGAGAAAUUCACACAUGGACUCACGAUCUCAAAGAUUUUGCACAAGUAAAGUUAAUUACAGGCUAUUUCCAAAGCUUAGUUUGAAUUAUUUAGUAAUAUUAAAUGUAUCUUUAUUUUUAAAGCACCAAUCAAGUUUAUGGCCCCAAACUCCACUAUGUUAUAAAUGUGAUUUUGAUUGAUUGAUGGCUUAGCUUUGAUUCUGUGGUACACAUUAUGCUGUAAAGGAUGAAUGCAACAGUUUGUCUUACAAUGCAAAGUUGAGGCUUUUAUAUGUUACAAAAUGUUGUUUUUUGAAGAAGAAGAAGAAGAAGAAGAAGAAGCUUGAAAAAACAAGUAGUUAAUAAUAUCACAGUGUGACAAUGAUCAAAAUCCAUUUUCAACACUUGCUUUUUGUCUUUAUAUGUAAUUAUGUUAUUCAUGUGCUUUAUGUCUCCAAAGCCAAACCAUACCUGCUAUAACUGCAUAAGAGACAACCAUCCAUUUUAAAGUACU